CGCGUGGGUACGUGCGAUAAAUGAAGCAUUUCCCUGGAGCACGUACGCACGGGCAGGAACACCGGCAAAAAUGGCUUCUCUCAGAGUUGGAAAAUCGGCAAUUUUGAUGGCAAGGAGGUGCUUGAUCCGGCCAAAUAUCAGAACAAUGGCAGCUGGAGGUGGAAUUCCAGAGCACUCAGAGCACGUAACAGGCCUUGAAAAGAAAGAAAUGGAAAUGAUAAAAGCUGGCAAUCCGGAUCCUUUUGAACUGCAAGUGAAGCGGGUGCCAGCCGGCACACAAGAUAAACCGGUCGCUGUUAAGUCUGUCUUUGAGAAGCGAAUUGUCGGAUGCAUUUGUGAAGAAGAACAAACCUUCAUUAACUGGAUGUGGUUACAUGCUGGGGAGGCCCAACGAUGCGACUGUGGCCACUGGUUCCAACUACAGAAGACCGAGAGUAUAUAGCCAAUAGCUGAAUGUCGCCCCCUCUCGCCUUUCUGUGUUGUUUUGUAAAGAGAUUUAAUAGUGUGCAUGAGUGGGGAUAUGAGGUGUAAUACUUGAAUACAAUAGUUGUUGAUAUUUGACUGAUUUGAUUAGCUGUGGACCCCAGAGGGCGCUACACUUGAGAUAAACUCACUUGCAUCGCGAGCUAGCUGCAAAACAAAAAAACACGUUAGGCUGACAGUAAAACUCUUAAAGAGCAAAGCUAAAUGCAACACAAAUGUCACAAUAAUGUUGAAUUUUGUAUUUUCGGAUCCUGCAUAUGUACUUUUUAUACUGGUGGCAAUUUCGGGACACUGCUGCUGUUACUGACACAGAGAAAAUACAACAGUGCAAAAAUUGUUAUAGUUGUGCAACAAAGUUAGCAUACAGUGAAGAAUAAAAAUUGAGCUACUUUCUUGUGUUUUGCAAUAUUGCACAGUUUGCACCCCAUACUUUAUUUCCAUAUGGAAAGCAAAAGUGUGAUGUACAGAGUUCAGUUAUCGGUCAGUGUUAAAUUUUCACGUGUAGCGCCCAACAAGAAAUUGAAGAUAUGGCAAAAUACCAGAUUAGGAUGUGCUCUGAACAGUGUUCUCCCUGUGAUUGGUGUAAUGUAUAACACAAGCAGAUUUCAAGUUAUAUUAUUGGUGCUCUGAUUUCCAUCUAAAACAAACUGGCAAUCAUUUCAGGCAAACAAAUCACCAUUUCCAGACCAAACAAAUUAGAACAUGAUUAAAUCACAUUAGGUUUUGCCCUUCACCGACGUAUAGAACACGAUUGUUUCUUGGCACGUUCUUUGACCGUAGUACAGUUGCAGUUUCUGUUUGUCCAUCAUUCUGCGGUUAAAUACAACACAGAAAUAAAUGCAGUUUAUCAAAACCUUGUUUAAUAAAAUUCCAAUUAUUUUUAACUGAGACAAUUAGUCACGCGAGAAAAUGAUGUUAAUACUGUUUCAGAAGGUUCACAUUUAGAUUUCUUUACCGUUGUCUAAUCAACCUUAGAAUAACUUUGUGCUAAUAAGUAAAUGUUACUUUCCUGAGCUAUGUUACCAUUUUCUAUAGUGAAUGACGACACUUCAUGUAUGUACGUUCUGUGAUUUACAUUACUGAAUACAUGAUUACCAGUAUAAAGUUGCCCUUUGAGAUAGUGCUGAGUCAGUUCGAAUAAUUGAAUAUUCGGUUAUUUGACCAUCCAUUCGAUCGAAUAUUUGGAUAUUCGGCACAGCAUAUGAGAUGGACACAAUUUCACCGCCAGAGGGCGACAGAUUAACAUACAAUCAUUUAAUACUCAAUAUGGACAUUCUGUAAGAAGUGAGUGGUAGUUGCUUUCUCAUUAAAUUAUACAUGUAUACUGUAAAACUCAUGUUAAGCACUUUCAAUAUUCAUUUUUGUCUUUGUGAUCCGUGUUGAAAAUCCGUAUAAUUCAUAUACCAUACUUGCAUCUAGUUAAUCAAAUUUAGUUCAUGAAAUCUGAUGAAAACUUCACUCCAUCCAUUUCUUGUUUUCCAGCGUGAAAUAUUAAAUUGGUGUUUUGUGUACAUUGAAUAGUUACUCCCUUUUUAAUCACUAUUAUAUAGAUAUUUGGUCCAUGCAACAUAGCAGUGUGAACGUGUGUGCAAAUAUACUUACGUUGUGAUUUAAAGAUGUGGAAUACUCUAAUUACAAUUAAAAGUAUGAAUUACAA
Molecule: messenger RNA, 2140 nt
Organism: Patiria miniata (bat star)
Lineage: Eukaryota; Metazoa; Echinodermata; Asteroidea; Valvatida; Asterinidae
Gene: cox5b
Product: cytochrome c oxidase subunit 5B, mitochondrial-like
Exons: 4
Coding region: 71-442 (123 amino acids)
Biological process (GO): mitochondrial electron transport, cytochrome c to oxygen
Cellular component (GO): mitochondrial envelope
Source: RefSeq, a predicted model, not a curated record